GUGCUAUCUGUGGCUGUGUACAACCACUAUAAAAGAAUCUAUCAUGCAUCUUUGCCGAAAGCAUCUGGAGCUGAUUCAGGGAAUUUUGAGGCUGAAAAUGAUGAUGAUAAUGUAGAGUUAGAGAAAAGCAAUGUGCUCUUGAUGGGCCCUACUGGCUCAGGAAAGACAUUACUUGCAAAAACAUUAGCUCGCUUUGUGAAUGUACCAAUUGUUAUAGCAGAUGCAACAACACUGACACAGGCAGGCUAUGUUGGAGAGGAUGUUGAAUCAAUAUUGUACAAGUUGCUUAUGGUUGCUGAGUUCAACGUGCAAGCAGCUCAACAGGGAAUAGUAUACAUUGAUGAAGUUGAUAAAAUAACUAAGAAGGCUGAGAGCCUAAAUAUUAGUAGAGAUGUAUCUGGUGAAGGUGUUCAGCAGGCAUUAUUGAAAAUGCUAGAAGGAACUAUAGUCAACGUUCCAGAGAAGGGAGCUCGGAAGCACCCUCGUGGUGACAAUAUACAGAUAGACACAAAAGAUAUUCUAUUUAUAUGUGGUGGUGCCUUUAUUGAUUUGGAAAAGACAAUUUCUGAAAGACGACAAGAUUCUUCUAUGGGUUUUGGAGCGCCAGUACGUGCAAACAUGAGAACUGGUGGGUUAACAAAUGCUGUAGUGACAUCAUCCUUGUUGGAAUCAGUUGAAAGUAGUGAUCUUAUAGCAUAUGGACUCAUUCCAGAAUUUAUUGGACGCUUUCCAGUCUUGGUUAGUUUGUCAGCACUGAGUGAGGACCAACUUGUUCGGGUCUUGAUGGAGCCAAAGAAUGCUGUUGGUAAACAAUUCAAGAAAUUAUUUAGCAUGAACAGUGUUAAGCUGCAUUUUACAGACACUGCACUAAGGCUGAUUGCUAAAAAAGCAUUGGCCAAGAAUACUGGUGCGCGAGGUUUAAGAGCAAUAUUGGAAAAUAUUCUUAUAGAUGCCAUGUAUGAGAUUCCAGAUCUAAAGACAGGUGAUGAGCGAAUAGAUGCGGUAGUGGUGGAUGAAGAAGCUGUCGGCUCUGUUGACCGACCAGGUUGUGGAGCUAAAAUUCUUCGUGGGGAUGGAGCUUUGGAACACUACCUUAAAGAAAACAAGAUAAAGGAUCGAACGGCAAUGACUGAUGGGUCAGGAGGUGAAUUGGAAGGAGAAUCUGAACUCUCGUCUAGAGCCAUGAGCAUGUAAUAUCUAGCAGACUGUGUAUUGUAAAAUCUCCAUUUAUAUCGAUGUAAUUAUCAUCCUUGUAUAUGAAGUUUACUCUUUAAUUAGUGAUAUUUCAUGCUAAUUUAAGCAUCAGUACAUUGUCCAAGUCAUCAUUUUUUUGGAAUCUCUAUUCUUUGUUGUCAAACUAGAGAUCAUAAGACAAUGUAGGUGAAGUUAGUUAUGUGAUCUGGUUCUUGGAAAUGUUUCAUUC
This is a messenger RNA of Elaeis guineensis (African oil palm), 1423 nucleotides long. Its product is annotated as CLP protease regulatory subunit CLPX1, mitochondrial. The record is from RefSeq and is a predicted model, not a curated record. Gene Ontology annotation, molecular function: ATP hydrolysis activity; ATP-dependent protein folding chaperone; ATP binding. Gene Ontology annotation, biological process: protein folding. NCBI's taxonomy places the organism in Eukaryota, Viridiplantae, Streptophyta, Magnoliopsida, Arecales, Arecaceae. Gene Ontology annotation, cellular component: mitochondrial matrix.